GGAGAGGUGCCCUGGGUAAGACUGCAGUGAGCUGCCCUGGGUGUGGUUGCUGCAGAUCAGGGAGGGCAGGUCUGGCUGACGGGAAGCCCAGCCUGGAAGGGCCCCUCCUCCUCCUCCAGCCUUCCUCCCUCUCCUCUAACAGCCAUCACAGCUCCCGAACCCUGUGCACAGCGGCUGAUACUUUGUAUCCGGCAGAGGAAUGGCUGCAGCACUCAAGGAGAGGUUCGAGAACUUCCUGCAUGAGAAGAAUUUCUUCACCGACCUCCUGGCCAAGAUCGAAGCCAAGACUGGGGUGAACAGGCGCUACCUGGCAUUGGGUGAGACCAGACCCAGAUCGGCAGGGCAGGGGUUAAUUACCAGACAGCUGCUAGACCGGCAGGGCACGGGUUAAUUACCAGACAGCUGCUAGAUCGGCAGGGCAGGGGUUAAUUACCAGACAGCUGCUAGACCGGCAGGGCAGGGGUUAAUUACCAGACAGCUGCUAGAUCGGCAGUGCAGGGGUUAAUUACCAGACAGCUGCUAGACCGGCAGGGCAGGGGUUAAUUACCAGACAGUUGCUAGACCGACAGUGCAGGGGUUAAUCACCAGACAGCUGCUAGAUCGGCAGGGCAGGGGUUAAUUACCAGCCAGCUGCUAGACCGGCAGGGCAGGGGUUAAUUACCAGCCAGCUGCUAGACCGGCAGGGCAGGGGUUAAUUACCAGCCCGCUGCUAGACCGGCAGGGCAGGGGUUAAUUACCAGCCAGCUGCUAGACAGGCAGGGGUUAAUUACCAGACAGCUGCUAGACUGGCAGGGGUUAAUUACCAGACAGCUGCUAGACCGGCAGGGGUUAAUUACCAGACAGCUGCUAGAUCGGCCGGGCAGGGGUUAAUUACAGACAGCUGCUAGACCGGCAGGGCAGGGGUUAAUUACCAGACAGCUGCUAGACCGGCCGGGCAGGGGUUAAUUACCAGACAGCUGCUAGACGGGCGGUGCAGGGGUUAAUUACCAGACAGCUGCUAGACGGGCGGUGCAGGGGUUAAUUACCAGACAGCUGCUAGACCGGCAGGGCAGGAGUUAAUUACCAGACAGCUGCUAGACCAUACCCUUAAUAUACAGUUAGCCAGUGUUACAGGAUGAGUAUUGCUUUAUUCGUUUUAUCUUUAAUUCUGCAAGUUAAUUUUUAAUAUUGAUCCCAUUUUACAGCAAAUAAAUCCAGAUAUGAUUAACCUUAACGUGACAUCUAGCUUGAGCAGUUUGAAGACUUAAUGUAUCCUUGGAAUGAACAGCUAGCUCCAGCAGGUUAAAGGGUUAAUAUGGCCCUGCCAGAUAUCUCUGAUACUGAACCAGGUUAAUGUGGCCCUGCCAGGUAUCUCUGGCACUGACCAGGUUAAUGUGGCCCUGCCAGGUAUCUCUGGCACUGACCAGGUUAAUGUGGCCCUGCCAGGUAUCUCUGGCACUGACCAGGUUAAUGUGGCCCUGCAAGGUAUCUCUGGCACUGACCAGGUUAAUGUGGCCCUGCCAGGUAUCUCUGGCACUGACCAGGUUAAUGUGGCCCUGCCAGGUAUCUCUGGCACUGACCAGGUUAAUGUGGCCCUGCCAGGUAUCUCUGGCACUGAACAGGUUAAUGUGGCCCUGCCAGGUAUCUCUGGCACUGAACAGGUUAAUGUGGCCCUGCCAGGUAUCUCUGUAACAGGAUGUGUGCUUGCUGCACAUGUAACAAAGGACUUUAAUGAUGCAGUUCUGGGAUGUGCUGGGCACAUGUCACAUAUGGCAGAUGCAGUAUGUGCUCCCCAGCUAGAAUGGAGGGUUAUGUCCAGCUCUGUCAUGUUAUGUAAUGGACGGUACUGGCUGGGAAGGCCUUGCUAACAGGGGUGAGGCGCAGCUAAUCUAUUAAUAGCCCGUAUCCUUUUCACAUAUCCCAAUGACUGGCACAUUAAUACUCAGAGGGCAAUGCUGGCUUGACAAUCGAAUGGGGACAAUUCAGGUAGGUAGGCCCACACCGCUGCUUUAUUGAAUGGGCUCCACCACCCCCCUCCCAAACAUGUGUAACUGUUUGGUUUUAUAUAAUAUUUUAUACAGCUCCUAUAUUACGGCGAGAAACGAGUGUACGCAAUUUAUGGUCUAAAACGAUGGAAAAUGUUCUUCUUCUGGGAACUGGUUGGUGGACAUUGGGGGGACAACACCCAAAUAAUUUGUAUAAUCUGAGUGUGAAUAAUGGAUCUCAUUGUUAUACAGUGUUUUACUCGCACUCUCCCAAUACAUCCUUUGAUUGCUCUAAUUAUGUAGGAUGGCUUGUAAAAAUCUUUGACAGUCUUAUUUGAAAAUAUCUUUAAUUAUGGUUCACCUAAGGGCAUGGUGUGCUCAAAUACAGGUUUGUUCUCUAAGCCAGGGGGUUGCAAAUUUUAACCCAGGCACAAAUGGGGCGUCAUACUUCACUCUUUAACUCCUUAAGGAUCAGACUUCUGGAAUAAAAGGGAAUCAUGACAUGUCACACAUGUGUCCUUAAGGGGUUAAAUACAUGCAAAUUAAAUAAGCAAAACAAAUUAGCUUGACGCAGCUUUCAUCUCUUUGUCUCUGACAACAGCUGGGAGAAGCGUGUGUGACUGUUAUAAAGGAAUUAACCAGUUUGUGUCUGUGAAAUUAGGGAUAGAAGUGAUCAGUGCUCUUUCAAACCCUUUGUCUAUUAGAAACGCCAUGUAGUAGAUGUGUAGCAUGGCGCUGCCAGUAAUGCUGUAUUUUGCUAAUAUAGCAUAUGGUACAUAUUGUGUCAGACUGCGGUCCAGCGCAUUUAUUAAAUGUUGCAAGUAUCCCAAAUUUGAUCAGUGGAUAAUAUAUAGUCUGCUAGGUAUCAUGGGAACUGUAGUUCAAAUGGAGACACUUUGGAGUGAGCUUGUAGAAUUGUUCCCUUUUUGUCUUUUGUUUUAAUGUUCCCCACAUUUGCUAACGUGGUAUAAUUUGUUUAACCAGGGGUGGCCUGGAACAGACUGGAAGGGUGCAGCGAGUGUGUGAGUGAGACACCUGCUGCAGGCUGUCUGUAAUUAAUUACCUGCCGUCAUUGCUCCCUGUGUUCGUUUCUGUAGCCGAACAGGUGUCUCUUCGAGAAGGGAGAAGAUAAUUCUUUGCUGUAUCUAGAGGGGAUAGAACUGACCCCAGGCUAUCCUGUAAUGAUCUAUUCUGCACCUCUCGAUUUUUAUUUUAUUUAUUUAAUUUAUUUUUUUUAAUUUUCUUUUCUUUUUGCACAUGUGUGAUUAAGCCUCAAGUCCCUGUUAUAAUCACUUGUACCUAUGACUGGGCCCUGAGUCCCCUGUGAUCUCUUGUGUACCCGUGAUCAGGCUCUGUGUACUUGUGAUGAUCUGUUGUGUACCAGUGACCAGGCCCUGUGUCCCCUGUGAUGAUCUGUUGUGUACCAAUGACCGGGCCCUGUGUCCCCUGUGAUGAUCUGUUGUGUACCAAUGACCGGGCCCUGUGUCCCCUGUGAUGAUCUGUUGUGUACCAAUGACCGGGCCCUUUGUCCCCUGUGAUGAUCUGUUGUGUACCAGUGAUUGGGCCCUAUGUCCCCUGUGAUGAUCUUUGUGUACCAGUGACCACCAGGCCCUGUGUCCCCUGUGAUCUGUUGUGUACCAGUGACUGGGCCCUGUGUCCCGUGUGACGAUCUUGUGUGUACCAGUGACCGGGCCCUGUGUCUGUGAUGAUCCUUGUGAUGAUCUGGUGUGUACCAAUGACCGGGCCCUGUGUCCCCUGUGAUGAUCUUUGUGUACAUGUGAUCGGGUCACUAAUUCCUCGUGAAGUGCUGAUUCCCUUGUAUAAGCCUUGGUUACGUUUCAGUAAGGAAUAAAGACGGUUAUGACCUCCUGGGGUCUUUACUCACCACACUGUGGAAUGUCAUGCGUGGACCGGAAAUAACCCUUCUACUGCACCCAAUGAAUAUGAAUUAAAAGUGAAUUUAUAAUUUUAGGUAAAGCCCCCGCCAAUCUCCCUGCUCAAUGUCUUCAAUGUGACUUUUACAUGUUAAUAUUCCAGACCCGAGAUAAUACAAGGGCCGAGAAACAGGCAUUAAAGGCUGUGUGGUUCAUGACCCCUGGGGCAAUGUCGCUUUCCCAAUGAGACCCCUCUCAUACCAGGGAUAGUCCAAUGUCAGGGUUUUAUUCGAUUACAAAUGUAAAAUGUCAGUUUUAUAGGUAUUCUUUUAAUGUUUUUUAACAAAUUAUCCCCAAGCGGUUUCCGUGCCCCAGAUAAAAUGAAAAGUUAAGUCACACUGUAUGGCAAUGUCUGACUGUCUAGACGUGAUCGUUCAGAAUGCUUUUUGUUUCUUUUCGGGAUUCUAUUAAAAAUCCUGACAUUUUCUCUCUACUGUGAUUGGCCAGUGCAUAUUUCCCUAAAGCCCCGCAGUUGCUGGGCUAUGUAGUUAUUAUACUGGGGGGAUCCUGUAUUUGGGUGCCCGGCAGUUCACUCAGACAUCACAGGACAGCUGAGGCUGUGUUUAGGAAGGGGUGGAAUGUACAUUUGUAGGAGGAGAGAAAGGGAGGAGAUCCUGGCAGCUAAAUAGUUGACGUGCACCAUAGGCAAGCCCAACAGAUUGCAGGAUGUUCCGGUUCCUUGCAGCAGGUAUGGAGCUCAAUCAGAACAUCUUAAUCCAUAGCAGAACCCAACACUUACCAUGAACACCACACUGAGACACAGUACCAGCCUGGCAUGGUUGCCGGGCCAUGCAAAGCAAAGACUGGCAUGGUGCCCAUGUUAAGCAAAAAUGUGUAACACAAAAAUGUAAAAUGCAGAUGUCUUGCUAAUUGGGUUAUGGACGAGGAGCCCUUAGUUAAUUGUUGGAACUCUCUGGAUAUUCCAGUUAUUGCUAUUGAACAUAUGGUCUUGGUUUGUGUGUGUUUAAGGUCCUUGCAUUGUUACUCUGUUACUGUAUCAUUACUUCCUCCAUUUAUAACAAUAAAACCUUCUUUUCUUCCUACCAGCGAUUGUUGGCAUUGUUGCCGUUUACCUGGUGUUCGGAUAUGGGGCAUCUCUACUUUGCAACUUAAUUGGAUUUGCUUACCCUGCCUAUAUCUCGUAAGUCAUCCUUUUGCUAUAUAUUUACUUGUUUGUGCAUUGUGGAGGCGCGCUUGAUUAAUAUCUACGUGUGUUUUAUGCCAUUGUUUUAUGACUGUUUAUCUUGAUCAUGUUAUGAGACAUUUCCAUGCUGGGGAGCCACGAAGAGUUAAACUUGUUUGCCUGUACAAUGAUUCCUUGUAAAACCUGUCUGCUUUCAGAAAUAUGUUUAAAUAGCUUAGAAAGGUGUGUGUGUGUGUGUGUGUGUGUGUGUGUGUAUCACAUUUUGCUAAUUUAAAGUGCACAUCUAUCUUGGUUCUAACAAUAAAACCUCCUCCUACAUCAAAAUGACAUUAAAAAGACACUUAUUUCCCCCCCCCCCCAUUUUAAUAUAAAACUUUUUGUAAACUGUUAAACUUUUUACAGUUCAAUAAAGUAAUCAGCUCUUAAUAUUGAAUUGUUUUGUGCGUAGUGUUCGUUUAAUAUGUGCAUGACUUACAUGCUGCCUGAUCGUUACACUUCAAUGUAAACUCCAGGCAUGAUCUGACAUAAAUAGGGGGAGGGCUUGGUUAUUUUUAUGAAUACAUAUGUACAUAGAGCAAAUAAAGGGUUUGAAUCUUAUUCUGUAAAGUCUGUGACAACUUCCAGCCAAUCCUGGUCUUCUCUUUACUUUCAAUGAGAAUCAUGACAUUUUUGUGUGCUGGGACAGAUCUCCUUGUACCAAAACCACUGCAACUGCAUUGCAUAGGAGGGUCGCUCCCAAUUCUAUUUUAGAUUUUAAUAUGGAGGCCCUUUUCAAAAACCUUUAUUCUUGCUUGCUUGCUGUCCGUAUCCUCACAGGACACUCCCGGUUUUAAAUACACAGCAAAGUGAUUUGUUUGCGGAAUUCUUUCAUGUGUGUGUCAGUUUGAAAUUUCUAUUUAAAAAAAAAAAUAAUGUUUUUAACCCUGUGUUCUAUUCCAGAACUUGCGUUAUCCCAGUGAGUUCAAAUACAGAUUAUUUGUAAUGAAUUUGAAAAUGCCACGAGUAUUUAAAAAAAAAAAAAAUUAAAAAAAAAAUUUGAUAAUGAAUCCACAAUUGACACUUCAGUAAAUAAACCUUGAAUAUUUCAGUUAAAUUCUGAAUGGUUUUAUUUACCGUCUCGAUCCCUUAGGCAGACAGAAUGUGACUGUCAUCGCAGAUUAUAUUUCAUAUUUGGGGUAAGGUGGGGAUAACCUCGCUAUGUAUAUGUUUACCAGACUCCAAAUGGUACACAGUGUUACAGAGAAGUGGUAAACAGUGGGAACAUAUGUCCCGUGAUUACGUAAUUUUAAUUUAGGAUGUCUCAGGGCAGCCAUCAAGGUUUUCAUAAAUAAAAUCCCAUGCACUCCAAAAUUGAACAGACGUAUCCCCUGAUGCAAGACAAUAUCCCUAUCUAUUCUAUAAGAAAACGUCGGUGGUCCUGGUGAGUACCUAGGCAUAACAUUUUAUACUUUAAUUUUAAAGAUGGCUGCAAGUUGAUGUUUUUGCUGUUAAACCAUUGUUCCCUGCAGUCCCCAUUCUUCUCCUUUGAGAAGAUAAAGAAUAGGGAUUAUGGAAAGCGCUCUCUCUGCCAGGUGUUUGAGAGAGGUCCUCUGCUUUCUCUAAUAUGAGUAGUGUCAUAGGUUACUACCCUGUCUCACAGCUAUAGAGGGUCUUUAACUUGCCCUAGACCACUGUUCUCAUCAUCCUCAGACAGAGAGCCUUGAUUCCCGAUGGUGACUGCUCCGUUGACAGUGCAGUGGCCGUGAUUCCAGUGAAAGGUAAGUUAUACUUACUUAAACCUGUUUCUCGUGGCCACUGCCAUGUUCUUGGUUCCAGUCCUAUUCAGCUCAUAGUGAGUCAGCUGCCACACAUGCGCAAGAAUAAAAGACUGAUGUCUAUAGAGGAUGCCGCAGCGUUUACAGAGGCUUUUUCCCUUCAGUUGUCUCUCAGCCCUUCUAAAAUAUUCAUUUUGGACAGGGGUGGUGGUUUACAGUGCACAUUAAAGGGAUAUUCCACGGCUCAAACAUAAAAACAUAAACAUUGCUACUUAGUAGCUAUAUCGCAAUUCAAAACAUGCAUUUUAAUUGUGCACUUCUUUUCAUUCGUGGUAUAUCUAAAACAGCUUGCACAAGCAGAGCAUCUUUUGUCUGCCGCCUGUACUAGCACUGCCUUUGUUCCCCAGACUUUCUGUGGCUGUCCAAUCACAGACUUCCUAAUGCAGCUCAGUGAGAAGUCUUUGCAAGGCAGGUGCUUCUGAAUGCGUAGACCGCAGUCCACACAGGUGUUCAUCUGCCCCAGAUUUCCAAAUGUAUGUCUCUCUGCGUCUCUAACAGAAGCUCAGACUUUUUGAGAUGUAACAGUCUGAGCAAUAAAACUCACAAUAACUGAUCAUUAAAGGGACACUCCAUAGUUCCAACUUUAUCAAUCACUAUUUAGCAGAUAUACCCUGAUAAAAACAAGCGUGCUUUAUGCACUUUCAUUGGCGUUCUAUCUUGACUCGGAUUGUAAAAGCUGCAGAUCUCUUGUCUGCAUCUUUUGCAAGCCCUUCUCUUUUAUCACCAGCCGAGACUUUCCGUCUGUGACGGACAAUGCUCCAGCCAGAGCCUUUGAAAUCUGCACUUUUAUAAAGUGUUACGUCACAAUGUGACUGGCUCCAGACACACAAAGCAAUUCAGCAAUCUGCAUGUGGUGUGUUCAUUUAAUAGAUGGAGAAAAAACAAAUUAUUGAUGCCUGAGACAGCCUUGUGCUUGCUGGUUAUCAGAUGUUUGUGUUCAAAGCAGGUCCUGGGGUAUAGCAGGCCAGAGAGACUUAUUCUGGCAAUCUUAUCGAAAUUUAAUGAAUUUUAAAAUCAUUGUCUCCUUAGUGGGAAACGCCAACCUUUUCAUAUGUCUGUGUGUGUAUUUGCUGUUUAGUACAGAGAGGCUUUGUGAUGUCAGCCAAGGAAGUGUAAAUCCUGUGUAAUUACUUUGUGUGUUAUUGAACUUUUUUUUUGGCAGAAAAAUAGUCAUGUGAGCAGCAGGCACGAAAAUAUCUUUUAAGACGAACAAAUCCAGAAAGAAAUGUUUCUUCCUGUUUUUGUUUUUUUGUGUCAUAAUUAAAUAGUAUGUUACCUCUAUCUGUUGAGCAGGGCUAAAGACUUUGAUUGCACUUUAGAAACGUGGGAAGGGACUUCUGGAUUGCACAAUAUUUUACUCGGUAAAUGUAUUUAUUUAUUGCAGAAUGCUGUGCCAGAUAUCACAUUAUAAUAACCCAUUUUUGUUACAUGAAAGGAGACCUUGCAGUGGAGGAAAAGAGAAAUGACUCUGCCAUCUCUCCAGGUUAUUCAAUAUAUUCUAGCCUUCAGAUUUUUAUAUUAACACCGUAACUCUCUCUAAUUUCUCACUUCCAGUGCUGUUACUCAGCCCCUAACUCUGAACCUCUCUGUAACCCCUCUUUUAUAUACCUUGAACGUGUGAAUGCAGGUUCCCGAGAGAUACCUGUAGUAUUAUUAUUAUUUAUAUAGCACCAGCAAAUUCCAUAGCGCUGUACAAUGGGUGAGACUCUGAAAUGUGGCUGCACAGUGUUUAUUUAAACUGCUUGCUGAGCGCUUGGCGAGGAGAAGAGAAUCAUUGUAAAUAAUAGAUGUCUCCCAGUCGGUGUGUUAGGCUGACCUAGAAAAACAAGGCAGCUCUAUUCUUAUUGAAGCACACAGCACAUCUGUCUGUAGACCGUAAUAGGGAACAGACUGCGAUCAGCAAAAACUGCGACAACAGUCAUGUUUAUAGAUCGUAAGGACAAUGUUACCAUAACCACUACAGCCCGGUGUAUAACAGCUCACUGUAGUGGCUAUGUUGCCCGGAGCCUUUGGGCUCAAUAGAUCAAUGGAGAGCAGCAGACUCUGGGUGCUGUAGAGAGCCUGUUUUUAUGAAAAAAAAAUUUAUUUUAUUUUGUAGCAGUAAUGGUUAAAUUAGUUUGUCAAAAAGUGUUACUGAAACGGAUAGUGAGGGAUUUCACAAAUCCUGUAAUUGUGAGUAAUUCUAAAUACAUGGUUUGCAGGCUCACUAAAUAUUUACAACCUCGUAAUGUACAGGUACUGAAUUCCGUAUAUGGAGGCUACGUUUGUCGAUGUUUGCCUUUUCCUGUUGUCAUUUGAUGAGUAAUACGCUAAUGGAUGGCAGCUCUGGGGAUUUGUACUCUCUGCAAAGCCGGUUUCACAUUACGUGGAUAAUUCCCUCCUGACAGACAACGACGAUGAUGUAAUAUUAUUGCAGCCAUUUUCAUGGAUUUUAUAUAUAUUGUUUCCCAUACUUGUUUUCCUGGCACUAUAGUUCCCUGAUGGUGCCCCCACUCUCAGGGUUCCCCUCCCGCCGGGCUCUGGGGAGAGGAAGGGGUUAAACACUUACCUUUCUCCAGCGCCGGCGGGGAGCUCACCUCCUCUUCGGCUGAAACUGCUAUGUUUAUAAAAAAAAUGUGUUAACCCUAGCUGGACUUGGCACCCAGACCACUUCAUUAAGCUGAAGUGGUCUGGGUGCCUAGAGUGGUCCUUUAAGCCAUUUUUCUUUACACAUUCCUAAUUAUCCACACUCCCUGUUUAUAUCAGACAUGCAUAAGCAAAACUAUUCUCACUCCACUCCAUGACACAUUAUGCGCACUCCAGGCAUCUCCUGGGAAAUGUUAUGAGAGUAUGUGCUCUGGGUAGUCCUCUCACGUACGCCGGCAUCGUGAGGGGUACCAGAACCCCACAUGGGGAAGUCAUUCCCCUGAACUGUAGGUUAGACACAACCACUUUAGACCGGUUUGAUUCCUUACUUGGGGUCUGUUGGGUGCGGUUCCCUGCCUCCAGCCUGAAGGGUCUUCUGUUUGACCUCCUGAGGUAAGCCCUGCAGAAAAGGGCCAGCUGAUUGGCCUGCUGACUGUUCUCCGCCAAUGAUGUAAGCCCUAAAAUGGUUUGACUAUUUACUGUGGGAGAAGGGGGUACUCCUGACACCACAAUCACUAGAGCACACUCGAGUAGGUAUGGUGCUUGGUGUGUUUAUUUAAAGGAACAUUUCCGUUACCCAGACCACGUUCUCUCAAUGGAACGGUCUGGGUGCAGUGCUGCUGUCCUCUUAACUGUGCAAUGCAGUGUUUGAGCGGGUUAAGUCCUGAUCUAGUGAAUGUCAGUAUAACCGUCAGUAGAGGCACUUCUGUGUCAUGUGACUACGUUUUACUCUGCCAGUGCAGCAGGAGACCUAUAGGAAUGUAUUAAUCCAGUGCUUCCCUCAGUUUGAACAUGCGUAUGGCAAUCACCUGUGCGCGCAUGCGUAAUAGGUCCAAAAUGCUCCUCUGUGAGAAUGGGAUUAGACCACGCCAGAGGAGUGACGUGACGUGACUUUGUGGGAGGUGGAGAGGUGAGCAGAUUCUUUUUAUUUUUUUUCUCAUAUUUAUGGCAAACUGAGCUUUUUUUGUGUAUAAUAAGUAAAGCUUAAUGUGCAUCCAGACAUUCAAGCAGUCCUAACAGUUGCAUUAAGAGAAUAAUAAAAUGGGCUUGGCAGCUGUAGGCACAAAAGUAUCAGAGCUAAUAUGUUAAAAAAUAAAAUACUGUAGACUUGUUUGUUUGAUAUAUUGACACAAUUUAACAUAUUAUUCAGCGCCUGCUGAAUAAAAACCAUUUGACUGAGAAAAUCCGAUUCGUGAGCUGCUUGACACGGCUUUUGUUGUUUUACGGCUUUACUUGUUACCAUGGAAACUUCUACCUACUGGAGUCAGUAAAACAGAGGCUGUGUGUGGGCAAAGUGUUGUUUAGUCAUGAUGGCAUAUGUUGUACGGCUCUAGAGCUACAUUACCCAUGAUGCUUUGCCUGCGUGGGGCUGCCUGAGGUGGGUGAGAAUGAUGUUAAAAGCCACACGGUCACCUUCUGGGGAUUUUGAUUUCGCAAAGUCCCCCCCCCCCAACUGUGACAUCGUCAUUGGGUGUCCGGUGGCUAGUGGGAGGAGGGCCAAAGGCACCAACAUCCUCCUCUGUCUGCUCCUGUGUUGGAGCAGCCGUCGCUUCGGUACUCGUAGGUCGCGAGACCGUGUUAUCCUCCAUAGACACCGUCAAUUCCCUGCAGCUGUCACUGGUGGUUGCCUUUUAGAGUGCACCGCGAGUCAGAGGAGAAAUACAGAGACGGGGCUGUCUGUCUUGCCACAUAUGUCAAAUCUUUCCCAAAUAGGCAAAAAAAGUGCCCACACAUUAUUUGCACCAUAACCACUACCCUGAGCUUUGGUGGCUAUGGUAUUUGAUGUCCUUUUUAAUAGAGUUCUUAAAGGGUCCGUCCAGGUAGCAGUUGCCCCUCGUAUCUUCGGUUUACUGCAUUGUGGAGAUAACUGUAGUAUGUAGCCAUGGGUUUGGUAACAGGAGACGGGUCCCCCGUGCACCGUAACUUUGGAAAGGAUCGGCUGGUCAGUGACAUCUACAUCUAGUUUCAAUAGAGCUCAAUGCUGGAAAAUGAGGAUAUGCAGCAAAUGCAUAAACCUCAAAGGUGUUUGUGUAUCUUUAAUUUUUUUACUUUUAAUGUGGCGGGGGUUAUCCCGGUCCUCGCUGUCCUACACAGUAAAUCUGUGAGCUCUGCAACACACCUGAUAUGAGGCCUGGCUACAUGAGAUGGUCGCACAUGUUCCGGCUCUGUAGGGCCUGGCACCACACCAGCUACACCCGAAUCACUCACCUAUCAAAUUCAUGGCUACACUGGAUGCUAUCUUCAAGCUGUUCUGGGCGAAGCUGGAGGCCUGCUCGAGAAUGGUGGCACCAGAUGCUCUGUCUGCAAGGGUGGUUCAGAGGAGCUGAGGAGGCCCCUGCUGGGCAAAGUGGUUUCCAAGGCUGCAGCAACUGAUCGAACAUGACCUCCUGGGCUGGUAGCCAUUAUGGGUACACCUCCAGCACACCAUCCUCGCAGGUGGUUGCAUCAAGGAUGCAGACAGAGGGCCUUUCGCUGUUACCUACAAAGGAAGAACCUGGACACUAUGAGACCAGUCAUGUAGGGAAAACAAUAUAAGUUUGAUGCCCACUGGCAGUCCCACAGCAUUUAGCUGAGGCUGCAGCUUCACUCCAGGCUAACAUCUCAGGCCUCCAGGGUGGGCAUCGGCUGACUGAGGCGAACUGCCACAGGGACUUUUAUUACUCACCACUGACAUAAAGCAUGGUCUGUGAUUAAUAUCUCCGAUUUUUAUUUUUUAUUUUUUAUUAUUUAGUGUUUUUGUGCCCCUCAGAUUUUACUUAGCCAGAUUUGCCCAUGCGGAAUCCUUCCUUUGGUGACCAUACCAGCCUAUCUAGCAGACCUUCCUUUUGUUGCUGUAGAUAUAUCUUCGCUUGUGAUAGGCAUGUUUGUUUAGCCGUUAAUUUAAAUUCUGUUCUUUUCAUAUGCUCUUAAAACGAGAAUAGUACCCAGCGGCUGCUAAGCUACAGAAUUAACUAUAGUUUAGAAUGUUAGACUAUUUUCUUUUCUUUGUCACUCUACUCUUAAAUUGUUCUUAUCUCCCACUCAUUAUCUGACAUAACUUGUUUCUGCCUGUUUAUUUAAAAAAAAAAAAACACCUAUCACAUGCCACAGUACUCUGCCUCUUGAAUUUUUCCUGUUGUGGCAUAGCAAGCUCGUCUGUAGAAACAUAGAAUGUGACGGCAGAUAAGAACCAUUCGGUCCAUCUAGUCUGACCAAUUUUCUAAAUACUCUCAUUAGUCCCUGGCCUUAUCUUAUAGUUAGGACAGCCUUAUGCCUAUCCCACGCAUGCUUAAACUCCUUUACUGUGUUAACCUCUACCACUUCAGCUGGAAGGCUAUUCCAUGCAUCCACUACCCUCUCAGUAAAGUAAUACUUCCUGAUAUCAUUUUUAAACCUUUGCCCCUCUAAUUUAAGACUAUGUCCUCUUGUUGUGGUAGUUUUUCUUCUUUUAAAUAUAGUCUCCUCCUUUACUGUGUUGAUUCCCUUUAUAUAUUUAAAUGUUUCUAUCAUGUCAACCCUUUGUACAACAAAAAUAAAUGAAAAAUUUAAAUGACUGAAUGCAUGACCCUCUCAAAAGGAACAAUACAGUCAAAUAUUUAAUAAACUUUAAUCUUCUAGAUAUUCAGCAUUUUUAGAACAAUUAUGAUGGGCCUAUUUACAGAAUCUUAUCGACCAAAAACAAGUGUCAUGUAUCUGAUGGAGAUGGUGUUGGAGGAAAACUCAAAGGAUGCAGCUAUAAGAAAACACAUACUCUAUGCUAAUCUCUCUCUAAUUUAUGCUUUCAUCUUUCAAGUAAAUACAUAACCUCUAACAGCAGUGUCCAGUGAAGCAGGAAGUCAAUGGGAGGGGUAAAAAGGUGUGCCACUGACGCGAAUCACGAGACCAGAACUGCCAAAAGGGGUGGGCAUGUCUGUCCAAAGAAUUGGAAGGCCAGCCUGGCAUCAGUGUCCCUAUGUCGCCCAAUCCCUCAGUGUCCUUAUGUCUCCCUCUGUCCCCAUGUCUGUGUUUCCCAUGUCACUAGGAUACAAGGGGACAUUGAGACACUUGGGGACACUGGGAGACAUGGGGGCACUGGGAGACAUGAGGACACAGACAUUUAGGGGCACUGGGAGACAUGGGGACACAGACAUUUAGGGGCACUGGGAGAAAUGGGGACACUGGGAGACAUGGGGACACUAAAAACACUAGGGACACUGGCUGGGAGGCAUGGGGACACAGACACUUGGGGACACUGGGAGACAUGGGGACACUGAGAGACAUAGGGACACUGGCAGGGAGACAUGGGGACACUGAGAGACAUAGGGACACUGGCAGGGAGAUGGGGACACUGGGAGACAAUGUCCCUAUGUCUGCCUUUCCCCUCAUCCAUCACUUCCCUGAGCUAUAGGCUGUCUCUGCAGGCUGCGAGCUGCUGUCUGGACUCUCUGUGCUGUGUAGCUGCUCCCCUGCGGAUCAGUGAGUAAUGGAGAGAGGCAGGGAGAGAGAUGCUGUUACUUCCUAUCCCUGCCUCUCUCCAUACACAGUGACCCCUACUGGCUGGUGCUGCGUAUUUCAGCGUAAUCUCCAUUUAUAUCUGCAUUUGUAUUUCUGCAAUACCGGCAUGGCCAGGCAGCCUCAAAUACUGGCUGUGCUGGAAAAAUACCAGUCAGGUGGCGAGGGAGAGAGAGAAUCUAUUAUUAUUAUUUUUUUUUUAAUGGGCCUGGAGCUUCAGCUCCAUCAGCCCCUAUGUUAAUCCGGCCCUGUACAUCGUUAACCAUGAACUGGUAAAUCUAUGAAAACCUUAUAACACUUUGGAUUCCAGGGGUUUUGGCCAUAUCUCUGCCACACACGUUUCACCCACACAGUUAAACAUCCAUGGCAUUUAACAGGUUAACAGUCUCACUGUCCUGAGCAAUGUGAUUUGCAUGUGUUUGGGUGAGUCACUCCACCCCUGACUCAUUGACAUCUGUUUUAAACUGUCUGCAGGACAAAAUCUGUACUCACAGGCUACACGAGCAAUUCAUAAAGAAAACAAUGUUAGAAUGUCUUGACAUUUGUGGAUGGAAUUUCACUAACAUUUUUACUAUUCUCAGUGGUUAAAAGACAUAUUGUCUGCUAAGAAAUUACAAUGGCUGCCUAAAAUAAUCCCACAUGUAUUUGAAAAGUUGCAGAAAUCAUCUUGAGGCUUUAAUGAUGAGAAGCGGGAAAAUCCCUCGGAUAUCACGGCCGUCCGGACAGAACGUGAUACAGUUGUAAAAUAAUGAAAGUUUAUUGCAUGUGUAUUAAAAUAAGCAGCAGGAUUGGCGUUGUAGACACUCCGAGAAGCAUCAUGUUUACCAAAUUAGGGAACAGGUGGAUUGGUCAGUGGAUGUCACACACUUUACCUCAGGAAAUGGUUUAUAAAUCCUAUGUCCCUGUGGCUUUAAAACUUCCCUCUCUUACGUUGCAUACCUACAGCCACGUUGAACAUGUGUUUUUAGAAAAACUAGUUCGGCUGUUGCAGAAUAACACUGGCUGUGUCCUGGCUCGGCUCCUUGUGCGUGUGAUUACUAAGAAAUCAGCCACACAAACCUACUCUCUCUAUGGGAACUAUACCUUCAAUGUACAGUUUAAGCCACACAACAAUUCCUUUUAAAGGGACACUAUAGUUACCAAAACAAUUUUAGCUUAAUGAAGCAGUUUUGGUGUAUAGAUCAUGCCACUGCAGUCUCACUACUCAAUCCUCUGCCGUUUAGGAGUUAAAUCACUUUGUUUAUGAACCAUAGUCACACCUCCCUGCAUGUGACUUGCACAGCCCUCAUAAACACUUCCUGGAGUCAUCUAAUUUUUAUCCUUCCUUUAUUGCAAGUUCUGUUUAAUUUAGAUUUCCUUAUCCCCUGCUAUGUUAAUAGCUUUUUAGACCCUGCAAGAGCCCCCUGUAUGUGAUUAAAGUUAUAUUUACAGAGAAAGAGAUACAAUUGUUUAAGGUAAAUUACAUCUGAUUGAAAGUGAAACCAGUUUUUUUUUCUUUUUUUUUCAUGCAGGCUCUGUCAAUCAUAGCCAGGGGAGGUGUGGCUAGGGCUGCAUAAACAGAAACAAAGUGAUUUAACUCCUAAAUGGCAGUGAAUUGAGCAGUGAAACCUGAGAGGCAUAAUCUAUACACUAAAACUGCUUCAUUAAGCUAAAGUUGUUUUGGUGACUAUAGUGUCCCCUUAUAAAAAAUCUAUAAGGGGGCCCUUUAAAAAAAAAAAAAAAAAAGAGAGAGAAUAAAACUAGCAGUAACUGUGGCCAAAGUACAGCUUAAGCAGUAUCCCCAUUCAUAUUGUGCCUUAAAUGGAACUGCUGUGUAGUGCUGAACUACCUUUGCUGAUCAGAGGUCUAAGGGCUGCUCAGUGACAGCUACUUCCCAAUUUCAGUCGAGCUCAGUGCUGUAAGAUGAGUAUUUGCAGCAAAUGCACAAACCUCGAAGGUGUGUGUGCGCUUUUCCGUGGUUUUUGUUUUUUUAUCUAUAUAUUUUUUUAUAAUGCAUGAUAUUAUAAUGCAAUAAGCGUUGAGGGCUUUGAAAAACACUUUAAAAGGAACACUACAAUCAAAAUGCCUUUAAAAAAAAAACAAAAAAACCCACAACAUUUAUUCUAACUUUUCAGUCUUCUAAAUUCUGUUAUUGACAUUUUAUAAAGCGCCAACUAAUUCUGUGUCAUACAGUUUUUAACUUUGGAAUAUCAAAUAUAGAUGGCUUGUAACUUUGUAUUUCAGAGGUUGGAAAGCAAAGUGUGCUAUAUUGCAUUAACCUUUUGUGGUGCUUCUUUUAAAGAAAUCUUAAUGUAGUGGUUAUGGUGCAUUAAUCUUAUACCUUUUUGCAUAAAAUGUAAAACAUUGCAGUUUCUGAGCAAUAUGUUUACAUUUUGGUCAAAAAACAAAUCCCUCUAGUGGAUGUCAGACUAAUGGUCGCUAUAGAGGAAUAUUGAAUAUUUUAAGACCAUUAAAAAGGUCGUCGUGCACAGCACGCACUGAAAGAGGAGUGAUUUUGGUGGAAUUACAAAAUAGCUGUAGGUCACCAAUGCUUCACAGAACUGGAAUAUGUGUGCGUGCAUGACCCUAAAUGAAAUUAAAAAAUAUAUAUAUUUUACUCCCCUUUUUUUCCCAGCACCAAUACUCCUUCCGUUUAGCUGCCCUCUCCGCCUUUUGUGAUAUUGUCCUACCGACAGUCUCCUCUUUGUCUUCUCAUCCAAUCUAAUGCUUCUCCUAAGGAAGCUACAGUCCUGUGCUUCCCUACGAUAAGCAUUUCUGGACGUUCAAGGUUCUCCUGCAACGUGUGAGGAUGUCGAACGUUGUUUCACUUAAAAUAUAGCAUGUCUGAAUUAAAAAAACGACCAAAGUAAACCUGUCUUUGUAAUAAUACUUGUUGUGACAGACCGCCCUGUCACUGGAAUACUGUGUUUGCUUAUUAUUCCAUGUUUUGUAAAAACUGUGUUCACAUACUUUUUCCCUGUUUUUGGUUUUAUACAUCCUGAAAGAACGCUGCACACGGAUUAGGCGAACGCUGUUGGCAUACCAGCUCAAGCCUACGUUCGGUAGUUUCUACGUUUUCGUACUCCCUAAAGAGACCGACCGCCACCGCCUUUUUCCUGGAACUAUUUUGGGCAGGCGCUGUGGUGCUUUUCGGAUAUGUUGUGCGCUUAGAUCCAGGCUGUCUGGAAAUAUAAGACUUGAGGGGAUAUAUGUUUAUUAUGUCCGUUAUGGAGUGUUAUAAAAAUUGUGGAUUUUUCUGUACCUGAGAGAUAAUUUAAUUGUAGGCUUUUUCCCAGACAAUUAUCUUUCAGGCACGUUGUUUGUGUUGGAAACCCCAUGUAGUGGUCUUUGCGUAAAAGGCCGUGUGGCCACUAAUAAGGUCAGUUCACUCCCAGCAUUCAGUCUCUACCAAUGUCUGUGGAGGAAAGCUAUACCUGCUCUGGAUUAUACUACUUGGGAAAUGUUAUUUCCUGGCUAAUCAUGGCAGCAUUUAACAUAUGGGUUUAGCUCCUCCCUCUAACCCUCAGGACAGGAAACACAAUCAAUUAAACAAUUAAGCAUACCUUCCCCUUGUAUAAUAGGAACCCCAUCAGCCAUCACACCUCAGUCUUUUUUUCCUGUCCUCAUAGCCCUAGGACAGUUGUUAAUUUUUUUUUUCUCCCUGAAUUUUAAAGGGUAAAGUUUUUCUUUAUGCUCACCUGAUCAUGCUGCUAUGAUCUUCACCCUGUGGAGGUCAGCCUCCCUCCACAGGAAGCCCAGGCACAUGUAGCCCUUUCUCUCCUCGAGCAGGGAACCCCUGGGAACCAUGGUGGGUAGUCCCCCUGGCAUCUGGAGCCUGAGUUUGCAGGAUAAAGCCUCCAGACCUCGAUCAGACGAUCAUCUAUCCGGUAAGACGCCCGCGCAUGCGCAAUGGCCACGACCGGAUUUUCGGCAUGUUUGCCCUCAUCCAAAAUGGCGGAUCCGCGGACUUGCCGCCAAUCGGCGCAUGCGCGCCUCCUUAAAGGCACAGAGCGGGAAAUUUGAAAAUGGCGGUAUUUCUUCAAAAAAGCUGGCGUUUUCAGUUCCCUCUGUUAUUCAGUGCUCUCUGGUGCCAUAUUCUGUCUCUGCAGGUAUGUUUUAAGUUAUUCUUCUAUAAUAUAUGAGGAUGUUCAGGUUUUUGCUGCAUAAAGUUCAUGGUGAUUUUUUUUUUUUAUGCAGCCCUUAUAUAAAUAUAAAAAUGGAUCCUGCAUCUCCAUCAGCUAAAUCAACAAGAUCUACUAUAGGUCAUAGGUGAGCAUUAAGGUAUAUUCUAUUUUUCUACAUUAAAAAAGAGUGCAUGGAGGGUACAGUCAUAUGACUUCUGUGUUUUACAGUCCUCAAGACCGGUCUGGCCCUAGAUCUCCAUCUAAGAGGAGGGAUAAACCGGCGGCCUGCCCUGGAUGUGGCGCAAGGCCUUUGGAUAACUGCAGGUUAUGCCGCAAAUGUUUAUCCAUGAUUGCAGGAGAGUCGGAACAUUGCAGGUCUCCUCAAGCCUCUACGUCCUCAUCUCAGGAUAUAGCUUAUUGGAUUAAGCAAGCAGUGGCGGAAGGGAUUUCAGAAUCCAAUAGAGGCAAAAGACCCAGGCGUGAGAGCUUUGGCCAAGAAUCCGACCUAUCUGAAGAUGACUUCAGACAUCCUGCUGGUUCCUUGGAUUUGGAGCUUAUCUCUUCUAGUGAGGAAGAGUCCACGGAACAACCGUGUUCAUUGGACACAAAGGCGAUGGAGCAUCUAAUCAAGGCAGUGAGAAAGACUCUAGAUUUGCCAGAAGAAGUCAGGGAAGUUUCUACUUCUGAUAGACACUUCGGAGAUCUCCAUAAGAGGAAACCUUCCUUUCCAGUGCACAGAUCCAUUAAGGAACUGAUUCGUUCAGAAUGGAAUACUCCUGGUAAAAGGAUUACAAGUCAGGGUAGAUUAUCAAAAUUGUACCCGAUUAAGGAGGAGGAUUCAAGAAUGUGGACAGCGAUCCCUAAAGUGGAUGCUCCAAUUAUUAAGGUGGCAAAAAGAUCAACUCUUCCGAUUGAUAGUAAUGCUUCUCUCAAAGAACCCAUGGAUAAGAGAAUUGACGCAGAUCUUUCUAAGGUCUUCACUACAGCAGGCUUGGGUUGUCAUCCAGCAGUCUCUAUCUCUGCUUUGUCCAGAGCAUUACGUUCAUGGAUUCUUGAUUUGGAAGAGGAUAUUGAGAGAGGUGUGAGUAGACGUCGCAUGACGGACUCCUUGAAGGAGAUCAAACUGGCCAGUGAUUGGCUGUUGGAAUCCUCCACAGAUCUUAUCAGGAUUUUUUCCAAGGUUAUGGCUCAUUCGGUUACUGCCAGAAGGGCUCUUUGGUUGAGAUCCUGGGGAGCUGACCUAUCUUCCAAGAAUAAUUUGUGUACCUUGCCAUUUCUGGGAGAGGUGCUUUUUGGCAGACCACUUGAGGAGGUGAUUAAAAGAGCGGCUGAGGUCAAGCAAAUCUUGCUUCCACAGGACAGGCGUCCAAAAAGACCACAACAGGACCAUCGUCCUUACAGGCCACAGGGAGGAUAUAGAGAUAGUAAAACCUAUCGUCCAGGCAGAGAAUAUGCUCGGCUCUCCAAUUGGAAGAGUGGUCAAACCGGGAAAUCUUCCAGACCAAAGGCUCAAAAUUCCUCCUUUCGCCCCACCAGACAGUUCUGAAGGUGGCUUAUACCAGGUUCCCCAUGUAGGAGCACGCCUUUCGUUCUUCUGGAGGACCUGGAGUGUGAUUCCAGAUGCUUGGGUGAAUUCCGUAAUCACCGCAGGAUAUUCUCUGGAGUUCGAAGAUAUUUCCCCUCCACCAAGAUUCAUCAGAACAAGACUCCCUGUCGACAGACAAAAAAGAGAAGUCUUGACCCAUUAUGUUGCCAAUCUUUUUCUGGAAAGGGUCAUUGUCCCGGUUCCUGUGAAAGAAAGGUUCCAAGGGUUCUAUUCUCCCCUGUUCUUAGUAAAGAAACCAGGAGGAAAGUGGAGACCUAUUCUAGACCUACACCAGCUCAACAUCUUCUUAAGGAUAAGAAAGUUUCGUAUGGAAUCCAUCCGUUCCAUCAUUCCAGUGAUUCACCACAGAGACUGGUUAAUCUCAAUAGACCUAAAAGAUGCCUACUUCCAUGUUCCGGUCACAGAAAGACAUCAGAAGUUUCUUCGAUGCUGUGUAAAAGGGGAGCACUUCCAGUUUCAGGCUCUUCCCUUUGGGAUAAGUACGGCCCCGAGAACCUUCUCAAAGAUACUGGUCACGGUAAUUGCUUUCCUGAGGAAGAUGGAUGUAGCAAUUUACCACUACCUCGACGACAUUCUGGUAGUGGCCUCAGACUUCGAGAUGUUACUCCAACACAGACAUCUAGUACUCGAGACUCUCUCUCGGUUUGGGUGGCUAAUCAACCACGAGAAGAGUCAUUUAAAACCUUCAAGGGAGCUGGUGUUCUUAGGAGCAUGCUUCAAUACCCUCAAUGCGAUGGUAUCUCUCGCCCAAGAAAGAAAAUUGAAGCUGCAGGAUCGGAUGCAGGUUUUUCUUCAGAAGACUUCUGCUUCCGCAAGGGAGUUUAUGAAACUCCUGGGUACCCUGACCUCUACUAUAGACCUGGUCAGAUGGGCGCAUUGGAAUCUUCGUCCUCUUCAGCAGCAUCUCCUGAAAAACUUCAAAUCCAGCUCAGACGACUGGGAGAAGCAGAUCCACAUUCCUCUCAGCCUGAAAAGGAAGCUUCAUUGGUGGAUGAAAGAAGAAAACAUCUCCAGAGGUUUUCCUUUGAAGGAGGUCGACUGGGUAGUCAUCACGACAGAUGCCAGUCAGUUCGGUUGGGGUGCUCAUCUGGGAAAUUCCUUUGUCCAAGCAGAAUGGACUCAGAAUGCUCAGCACCUGCCUUCAAAUAUAAGGGAAUUGAGAGCAACGUUUCUGGCUCUUCUUCAUUUUCGGCAUCUGAUCAAAAGAGCCUGGGUGAAGUUGAGAGUGGACAACAGAGCGGCUGCCGCCUAUAUCAACCAUCAAGGCGGCACCAGGAGUGUUUCACUGAUGAAAGAAGUAUCAGCAAUCAUGACCUGGGCACAAAUACAUGUGGAAGGUCUACGUGCGGUCUAUCUUCCAGGAAAGGAGAAUGUCUUGGCGGACUUCCUCAGCAGACACCUGGUAGAAGCCACGGAAUGGCACCUGUCAAGGACGGUGUUUCAGCAAUUGGUCCAGAGGUGGGGUCUUCCCCAAGUGGAUCUCAUGGCUACAGCUCAGAACACUCAAGUUCCUUGUUUUGUUUCAAGGAGAUUCCAUCCGAGGGCGCUGGAUCAAGAUGCUCUUUCAAUCAAAUGGCACUUUCAUCUGGUAUAUGUCUUUCCCCCAGUUCCUCUCAUUCAAGCUGUUCUGAGGAAGAUUUCCAGAGAACGUUGCAGGGUGAUUGCAGUGAUCCCCUUCUGGCCAAGACGCCCUUGGUUUCCUCUUCUGAGGAGGUUGGCAUUGGAGGAUCCUUGGGAGAUUCCAGUCUCGGAGAAUCUGCUGACACAAGGCCCGGUGGUUCAUCCAGAACCUUACAAGCUCAGGCUUCAUGCUUGGCUUCUGAAAGGCAAUCCCUGAAGAAACGGGGCUUAUCAGAACAGGUGGUGGCUACCCUUUUAUGUUCCAGGAAGAUCUCCACUUCAUCUACUUACCACAGAAUAUGGGAAGCCUUUGCGGUCUGGUUAAAUUCUUCUAUACAGAACAUGGGUACUCCUACAGUCUCUCAAGUUUUAGGUUUUCUACAAGUGGGCCUGGAGAAGGGUCUUAGUCUUAACACCCUGAAAGUUCACUGUUCAGCUAUCUCGGCUCUCUCUGGCAUUCGAUGGGCACUUCAUCCUAUGGUGGUUCGUUUUUUCAAGGCCGUUGUACGGAUUAGACCUCCUAUCAGACAACUGGCGUCUCCUUGGAAUUUGCCUCUGGUACUGCAGGCCCUAACGGAGUCUCCCUUCGAACCUAUUGGGAGCAUACAUUUGCAGAUCCUUUCUCAGAAGACUCUAUUAUUACUGGCUCCAGUCUCUGCCAGAAGAAUGUCUGACAUCAGAGCUUUAUCAGCCGAGGAACCUUACACUUCAUUCUUUGAUGAUAGGGUCGUUCUCCGACCGAGGCCUGAAUUUCUUCCCAAGGUUGUUACAUCUUUCCAUCUCAAUCAGGAAAUUAUCUUGCCUGCCUAUUUUCAGCAUCCUUCUACCCCUGAGGAAUCAAGGUGUCAUAUGCUGGAUCUUCGUAGAUGUUUACUGAUGUAUAUAGAACGCUCUGCUGCUUGGAGGAAAUCCUCUCAAUUAUUCAUUAUACCUUGGGGUUCUCGCAAAGGUGAAGCCGCCUCAGUCUCCACUCUUCGUUCCUGGACGGUUUCGGCUAUCUCCAAGGCUUAUGGAGCGUGUGGUGUUCCUGUUCCGAAAAACAUCAGGGCUCAUUCCACAAGAUCUAUCGCUACUUCAUGGGCUGCAGAGUCAGGAGUUCCUGCAGAGAGCAUCUGUAAGGCUGCCAAUUGGUCUUCUCUAAAGACCUUUGUAAAUCACUACAAAGUGGAUAUUGCUUCCCGCUCGGAUUCGGAGUUUGGCCUGUCGGUCCUGAACUCCUUUAAUCCUCAUAGAUGAUCUCUAUAUUAAACUAUUUUUGUAGCAUGCAUUUCCCUCCCUGUGUUGUUAUUGCUUGGGGAAUCCCAUAUGUUAAAUGCUGCCAUGAUUAGCCAGGAAUAGGGAAAAUUUAUUCAUACUUACCGUAAUUUUCUUUUCCUGGCUAUUAUUCAUGGCAGCAUUUGGUUUCCCACCCUCUAUUGGAUAUGCUUCUUGUUACUUGACUGAGGUGUGAUGGCUGAUGGGGUUCCUAUUAUACAAGGGGAAGGUAUGCUUAAUUGUUUAAUUGAUUGUGUUUCCUGUCCUGAGGGUUAGAGGGAGGAGCUAAACCCAUAUGUUAAAUGCUGCCAUGAAUAAUAGCCAGGAAAAGAAAAUUACGGUAAGUAUGAAUAAAUUUUCCCUAUUCUGCCUUACUAAUACGAUUGGAAUUACUGCAGCAAAGUUCCAGGGAGAGGGAAAAAGACGUCCUUGGCGGCGAAACCCGUGUUCCUAUCCGGGUGGCCGCCACACUUGUGAAAUGUGGUGUGUUUUUAUUUUCCACUUUAAAAAAAAUGUGUUUUUGUUUUGGUUUUGUCUUUUAGAAUUAAGGCGAUCGAGAGCCCAAAUAAAGACGACGACACACAAUGGCUGACUUAUUGGGUAGUCUACGGGAUCUUCAGCAUCAUUGAAUUCUUCUCUGAUAUAUUUCUGUCCUGGUUCCCUUUUUACUACAUGAUAAAGGUCAGUCCCUAUGGUUUUUGUAAAGGGCAUCUCAUGCUGUGUCUAUCCAGUAGGGAUGUGGCAAUGGUUGGGGAUUCAAAGCGAGGGAUUUUGGGGUACUGUGCAGCCUAAAAGGCAUUCUGGGACAAAGCUUAGUUUACUGCACUCUAUUGUAAUUUAAAAUGGCACUUAAAUACCUAAAUAAACCAUAACAGCUAAACAUAUAGAAGGUAUUAGAGGGGGGUUUCCAAAAAGGAUAUUGCUUUAUACAGCACUUAUAUUUUUAUUUUUUUACCCAGUUUACUCCCACACACACACACACAUUGUCUUUUAUUAUAUUUUUAUUUAAAUAAAUUUAUUUUUUCUUUUUAAAAAAACACAUUUUAGAAUUUUAGUUUGGUCUCUGUUAAAAUUAGAAUUAUUUUUAAAUGUAGUUUUUGUUUUUGAUCUACAUUGACACCUUGUUCCGCCUCCCAUCCGAGGGUAAUUUCACUAGAGUUUCCUUGUAUGUGGGAACCUGCUGCCACAUCCCUCGGCAAAUGUGUAUUAAUAGUAAAACUGGGCGCAGUAACAGCUGGGUGUGAGCAGUUGCCUUAUUAUGAAGUACUUUCUGUUUGCUUAAAUCAGUUCCAGGAUCCUUGUGUUGGCAUUGCUUGGCAUGGUCACUUCUUCAUACAAUAUGCCCAUGAAAUAAAUGCUUUUAAUGGAGCUUGUAGUCAUCUGUAGGGAAAUACAUUUUUUUAUUUUUAUUUUGCCAUUGCGGUAUAUAUCACUCUGGCGGAAAAACACGUGCUCUGACGUUUAUUAUAGCCACCUUUCUAAAAAAAACACGUGCUCUGACAUUUAUUAUAGCCACCUUUCUAAAAAAACACGGGCUCUGACAUUUAUUAUAGCCACCUUUCUAAAAAAACACGUGCUCUGACGUUUAUUAUAGCCACCUUUCUAAAAAAAACACGUGUGCUGACGUUUAUUAUAGCCACCUUUCUCGGUCCCGAUGUUCUGAUACUUUUCCUUCUAUUUCUAUAUUGCCAAAUGGCUCUGAUGUCCUUAAUCAGUCCUCCGCUAGAUCUUCAGUCUUGUCUUAAUGCUUAAUUGAGUAUUUUCUUUUUCUUUAAAAUGUUCCUUAUGUGACCCUCUAUGUCCAAUUUUCCUUCCUGCUUUUAAUUUUAUUUCUGCUCUGUAUCCUUCUAUUCCUUAUCCUUCACCCAAUCUCUCAUUUUCUCCUUCACCCAAUCUCCGAUCCUGCUUUUUUUUUUUUUAAAUCUUCAUAAAUCUGAAGCCUUACUCUAUUAACCGGUCGGAAACAAUGCCAUCUCUCUGCCAGUCGGACAUGAGAUGGCCGUUUUUCUAGAACGGCAGCCUGCUGCUGAUUUAAUGUGGUAUCUAGACGUUUGUUGUCAUACGGCUGCUCGUAUUACAUAUAAACGUGGGCUAUUCGUUAUGUUGACACAUCUGUAGUUGUGGUAUCGUUGCUAGGUGAGGCUUCCUCUCUAAACACCGCACUGGACCACAAACUGGGCAUCCUGCCAAUAACUUGCAUUGCAAAACUAACUUGACUGAUACCAAGGAGUUUCCUUUAAACUUGGUAUUCUGAUUUAAGUAAGGGAUUGUCUACUUUGCCCAAUUUCGUGCCUUUUAAAGGGACACUACUAACCUACUAAACUAGCUUUAAAGUACGACUCGAGUUACCCCGGCCACUUUAUCUCAGUGGCAUUGCCUGGGUGCUGUAGUCCUGUAGGUUAAUGCCUGCAAUGUAAAACAUUAGAUUUAUUUUUUUUUUUAUAGAAUUUGCAAUGUUUACAUUGUCGGGUUAAACCUGCCUCCAGUGGUCGUUAUACUGACUGCUAAAGGCACUUCCUGCUGCAGUAACAGAGCAAAACACGGUCACAUGACUGCAGCCUCCAUGUUUGUAUUCCUAAAGCGCUAGUGUUUUAUUGAAUUUCAUUUACUUUAAAUCUGACUCUCCCGGCCCCCAAAGCUCGUCCUCUCUGCACCCUCUGGGAUAAUGAGGAAGGUUCCAACAUUUUGUGUGCUAAUCUAAGUUUGGAUGACCGUGAUACACUGUGAGUGUUGUAGGUGACUUAACACCAAACACACAGCCUUACAAGGCUUUGGUUGCUGGAAGAGCCUGGUUUUAUUUUAUUAGAUUGCUCUAACAAUCAUUGUGCUGCAGAUUUUAUGGUGCUUAGACUGUCCCUUUAAGAAUGCUGUUUCCAUUUUUUUUUUUUUUUAAGACCUGUCAAGGAAUUCUCACUGCUUGCGCACAGUUUAUUCCUUACGUUGGUGAUCUCCCGUGUAACAAAUUGCAUCACAAUCUAGUUCAGUGCAGGCACAGCCAGGGCACAGAUUGUAAAUUAAGAGGAGAACUGGAAACAUUGUUUCAUUAGUCUCUUCUCUGCAUGCUCUCUCUAUGCUGACUGCCGACAGGGCGCUAAGCUGGAGGGUACAGAGGUGUGGAUUUCUGCAUGUGAACUUCAACAGUAAAGACAGAGUAGCUGGACUGACCGCACAACUGAUUCUGUCUGUCUCCACCCCCAACCCCCACCUUUUAAUCUAAGAAUUGUAGCAAAUUGAUUUGGGGAUAGCAGAUUGUUAUGCCAAAAUAGCGGAGUUGUACAUUUAUUAUUUUUUUUCAAUUCUCCAUAAUUCCUGAUUUAUUGAGAACCUCCUCCCUCGUGGAAUAUGACAGAAUGUGAUUCUUGAUAACUAUAUUAUUUCUGCAGAAACCGGUGAUCUCUCUGAUUAUGCGGCCAGUGUGUGGGGCAAUGACUCAAUUUGCUUUUCUUCUUCUUUUUGUACAGUGUGGUUUUCUGCUCUGGUGUAUGGCUCCCAGCCCCUCCAACGGAGCCGAACUGAUCUACCACAAGAUCGUCCGCCCAUUCUUCUUAAAACACGAGGGAGAGAUGGAUCGUGUAGUGAAAGAUCUUAAAGACAAAGCAUCUGAAACUGCUGGCACCAUUGGCAAAGAAGGUAAUUUCUGCCAUCCCAACCUCCCUUCCUCCCUCCCACUUCUAUGAAAAGUAAAAAGAACUUGCAUGAAGAUUACGGACAAGAGUUUUGGUGCAACAUUGCCCACAUGCCCAUUUUACGACCUACACGGUAAAAGUGGGUACGGUGGGAAGUAGGCUGUAUUGUCAACACCUGAAAAAAUGUGAUUUUAGGCAAAUCCCUAAUCUGCUUUUUAAAAUUGCUAGACAUUAACUGGCUGUUACCCAUUGAUAUAAGAACCAAUAAAUAAAAGGACUGUUCAGUAAUCCUAAAGCAAGCUGCAUUGUAUAUCGAUACGAGGAAGAUUCCAAGAGACAGGUUUAGAAAAGUGGAAUAAAAUUCUAAGAAUGAUACCAUCACCAUGGGAGCCAAGGUAUCGCUCUUACUGAUUCUAAUGAUUUCCGUGGUGACUGCCCAACAUUGAGAAUUAAAAAAAGAAAAUAUUUUGUAAUCUAGAAAAGGGUUUAUUGAAGGCCCGUGUGUUCUGUGCGUAUAUAAACAAACACCUGUUUUGUUUUUUUUCUUCUUCAUGCAGUUAAAAAAGCGGCUGUGAACAUGCUGGGUGAUGAGAAGAAAAGCAGUUAAACACGCUUAGUGAAAGAAACCCCUUAUAAGCGUUUAACGUUUUGUAGGGGAUGGUCCUCCGAGUCGUCCUUCCCCUGUCACAGCGGCCUGAUACACAUUGAGGAGCAUUGACUGAAAAAUGCUUUAUUUCAAACCCCGCUGCAUUAUGGGGGAUUAAUAUUGUUGCCUUGGAAACCUGUUUUUUUGAUAUGAAGAGAGAAUGUGUUGAGGCUGUUAUCUAUUUUUGCUGUUGUCUGUAGAGGGGUGGGCGGAGGGGGGGACAUUUUUAUUUAAGAGCAGUCAGCAGAGUCCAAAGCGUAUUUGACACUUUGUAAUCUGUGUGUGAAUCCCUUUUCCAGCGUUUCGUCUUGUACUGCAAUAUGUAGACCUGGUUUAAAAUGAAGUAAAUCUGUUUGUCGCCUCCUGUAGCCCAGUUU
This is a messenger RNA of Pelobates cultripes (western spadefoot toad), 27183 nucleotides long. Lineage: Eukaryota; Metazoa; Chordata; Amphibia; Anura; Pelobatidae. The record is from the annotation of a GenBank genome assembly.